Molecule: messenger RNA, 279 nt
Organism: Cadophora gregata
Lineage: Eukaryota; Fungi; Ascomycota; Leotiomycetes; Helotiales; Ploettnerulaceae
Exons: 4
Coding region: 1-279 (92 amino acids)
Source: RefSeq, a predicted model, not a curated record
AUGCAAUUCAACUUCGUCGCCACUGUUAUGGCUAUGGCAUCUGUCGCUCUCGCUGCCGAGACUGUCACGGUCACGGUCUGUGGGUGUACCUCAACCUCGUCACUCUCUACCUACAAUGGAGGUGCGUCGUCCACUGCUGCGCCAGUUGCGUCCACCGGUGUUGUAACGGCUCCAACUGCCACUGGCAGCCCCAUCACUUACGCCACUGGCGCAGCUUCUCUUAACGGAGUUUCUGCCCUUGGUAUGAUCUUUGCUGGAGGUAUCGCCUUCUUCUUGUAA